Molecule: messenger RNA, 2737 nt
Organism: Sardina pilchardus (European sardine)
Lineage: Eukaryota; Metazoa; Chordata; Actinopteri; Clupeiformes; Clupeidae
Gene: cysltr2b
Product: cysteinyl leukotriene receptor 2b
Exons: 2
Coding region: 94-1137 (347 amino acids)
Biological process (GO): G protein-coupled receptor signaling pathway
Cellular component (GO): plasma membrane
Molecular function (GO): G protein-coupled receptor activity
Source: RefSeq, a predicted model, not a curated record
AACACACUCUUACUCUCGCUCCCAUUCUCACACUUUGAAAAGAGAUUUCCUUUGAGAAGACAUUUACAGCUUCCUCUUCUUUAAAGGUCAAACAUGAACCAGUCCUGCAUUGGAGAUGGACAGAACUGCUCCAUCAGUGAAUUCAAGCGGAAUGUUUACCCAACUGCAUACCUGCUCAUGUUCAUCAUCGGACUCAUAGCUAACCUAAUAUCACUGUAUGUCUUCCUUAAUAUGUGGAGAGCAGAGAGAACUCUCUCAUCGAUCAACCUGUUCAUGGUGAACCUCACUGUAUCUGACCUCAUGUUGAUCUGCUCACUGCCCUUUCGAGCCUCGUACUACAUCAACGACUCCAACUGGGUCUUUGGGGAUGUCACCUGUCGCUUUAUGUCCUAUAUAUUCUAUGUCAACAUGUAUGGAAGCGUGUACUUCCUCAUGGUUCUCAGUGUGAUUCGCUAUGUUGCCAUCACCAAACCCUACACCUAUGUCCGUCAGCAGCAUUAUCGCUUCACCUGGCUAGUGUGUGUCUGCAUAUGGUUGUUGGUGUCUUUGGCAUCCAUUCCGAACCUCUUUGGUGGCUCAAAACAAGAUGGGGAGAAGGUGAAAUGCCUGGAGCUUGUGGAACCAGAGGCAACCUUAUUGAACACCAUUGUCAUCAUGAACUAUGGGGCAUUGUUGCUGGGUUUCCUCGUUCCCUUUUUGGUCAUCCUCGUAUGUUACAUAUUUGUGGUGCAUCGCCUCUUGAAGCAAAACAUUAUGAAAACUCAAAGGCACCAAUACAAAAAGUCAUGUUCCCUCGUCAUCAUUGUGCUUGUCAUCUUCCUGGCUUGUUUUUUGCCCUACCAUGUGGCACGGUCUGUCUUUUUGCACGCUGAAUGGGAUCUGUGCACAAAUGGAACCAGGGGCUCAUGUGGAUACAUAAUAGGAGUCCGUAAAGCUGCAGUCAUCACACACUGUCUGGCCUCGGCAAACAGCUGUCUGGAUCCACUCCUGUACAUUUUCGUAGGAGAGAAUUUCCGAAAGUUCUGGAGAAUAAAAAGUCAAAGACAAAAACAAAAACAAAAACAUAACAGCACACAGAGGGAUAGUGUUAAUGUUGCAAAUGCUAAAACAGAGAUGCAAUUGUUAAGUACCCAAUGAUGAAGUUUGUUGAAAAAAAGAUUGGAAUUGGUGGAAUGCAUGCCUCCCAGGUUGAGGCAGGUCUGACAGUUGGAGCAGCAGGGAUUGUGGUUUAAAAGUUGAAGAUACAGUACCUGUAUAUGACAAGUGUGGGAAAAGAAAAGAAAAAGUCUUUAUAGGAGAAGCCUGACUAAUGCAGUGGCAAUACACUUCAUCAGGGACAUGCUGAAACAGCGACACGACUUUAACACCAGUAUUCACAUGUUCAACACCGAUACCAAGGAAUGCAUGAAGGGAGGAGGAAAUGCAAAGUGAGGUGUCUUAAGCCCAGGCUACACCAGCUCUGCAACUGAAGCAAUCAAUUCUGCGUAAUGUAGAAAUAGCUUUAGCAGACUGGUCUGUUGGGGGCACUAUGGCGCUGCAGGCUACAGUGCUCGUACCAUGUACGGGUCCGAGUGCCCACGGGGACCCAGGUUCAAAUCCGGCCUGCGGUCAUGUCCCAAUUCCACCCCAUCUCUCUCUCCCACUUGUUUCCUGUCUACGUCUUCACUGUUCUAUGAUAAAGGCCAAAAAAUAUACUUUAAAAAAAAAGAAAAGGAAGACUGGUCUAUUUUUUUUGGAUUGUACACGCCGCUAUCACAUCUGUAGCCAGUUCCACUAGGCUAAUUGUUGCAGCGCAGCAGAUGUUACACGGAUGGAAUGCUUCAGUUGCGUGCCCAAUGUAGCCUGCCUGUUAGUGAGUGUAUCUGGGCUUUGUUCCAAGGGCCACAUUUCAGUGCCCCUAUCAGACAAGACUUUUAAGCUCCCAUUUUGUUUCGACUGAAAAAUGUUAACACAUUGUAUUCUGUUUUUUUUUUUUUUUUUAAAUACUGUUCAAUUAAAUGUCUCAUAAGUAGUAGGCUACAAAUACGUUAUUCACUAAGCAAAACAAUUUGCUUUGUAUGACACUUCCUUAAUUAGUAAAAAAAAGAGUAAUGUUUUGGAGUGUGUGUUUCUGUACUUCUGUGAUCUACAUAUGAGUCACUGUUUGUUGCAGCUUUAAAACCAGUCUCACCAAUUGAUUAUCAUGUACCACAGUCUCACCAAUUAACUUUCAUGCAACUUUUUGGAUUUCUAGCCUGUUGAUAUAGUUCAUCAUUACACAAAUAGCCAAUGGACAAUAUAUUGUUAUGUAUAUGUAUCAUGAGGCCUUAUACUGACAUUUUAUUUUGCUGCUAUUAUGGCAUUUACGGCAUUACUCUUGAAACUCAUGAAGUGGCUACUUUAAUGAUUACAGUCAAACUUACCUGCUAGUCAACAGUUAACUGAUGUUGCUUCAAUAGAGCUGUAUCUAGCUUCCUGAGAUGUUUUUGUUUAUUAAAUUACAGUAAAUGUAACAUCUUCAUUUAUGUAUGCAUGCACUGGCAUGGUAUUUAGUACCACACAUUUAUGUCAUAAGAGGGCGUGCUUCUGAAUGACAUGUCUAUCAUUCUAUUACAGAUAAAACAAAGUCACUAAUAUUUAGCAAAACAAUUGAAAAUGUGUUCAUUUGUGUAAUGUAUUUAUAUAACAUGACAGUUGGUGUCAUUACCUCUGCUGUUUGUGGGUUUGUUUGUUUCAUUGUCAUUAGCGUUACACACAA